This is a messenger RNA of Solenopsis invicta (red fire ant), 1477 nucleotides long. Its product is annotated as odorant receptor 13a-like. Lineage: Eukaryota; Metazoa; Arthropoda; Insecta; Hymenoptera; Formicidae. The record is from RefSeq and is a predicted model, not a curated record. Gene Ontology annotation, molecular function: olfactory receptor activity; odorant binding. The transcript has 9 exons. The coding region runs from base 203 to 1375 and encodes 390 amino acids. Gene Ontology annotation, biological process: sensory perception of smell; detection of chemical stimulus involved in sensory perception of smell. Gene Ontology annotation, cellular component: plasma membrane.
UAGAAAAACGCGAUUUUUUACUUAUGAAUAUAUAAUGCUUUAUUAUGCGGAAUUGCAGAAUAUUAUCUCGGCGUUUUUCGUGAUGCAAUACGUUUCUUUUUGCAACCGUCUCCAAGAGAAUACGCGAUUAGGUUUGUGAUUUGUCGUGAAACCCGACGAUUUGAUCGUUCCGUACAGUAUUCCUCUGCCUCGCUAACACAAAAUGUCUUUUUACGAUAACCGCUACUACCAUUCCAAUAAAAUAGUCCUGUCACUUGUCGGUCAAUGGCCGUUUCAAUCGCGAAUAAAAAGCAGCGUGAUGUUUGCCUCUACGGUUUUGGUCGUUUUCACUAUGAUGGCCUUAGUGCUAUGGGGAUUGAUAUCUGGAAUAACGGAUAUAACUAUCGUCAUGGAGAAUAUGUCACCGCUGCUUGUCAAUAAUUUCGUCAUUAUAAAGUUAAUGAAUUGCUUGUAUAAUAAAUAUAAAAUGAAAGAGUUGCUGGAGCGUAUCGAAAAGACUUGGAAAAUCAUGCACGUGGGACAUGAGAAUACAAUACUAAGGCUUUACGCAGAAGAAAGCAGAAAGUCCACAGUACGAUAUAUAAUUGCUCUUUAUUCGGCAUGGAUCUUCUAUUGCGUAACGCCAAUCGUCGUUAACCGAAUCUCUGUAGUCUUACCGACGAACAACACUCAUACGCCCAAGUUUCUUUAUCGCUUGGAACACGUUAUCGACAUGCACAAAUAUUACAACCUAUUGAUGCUUCACGGGUCUAUCUGCGUAUUUUAUACCGUCUCCGUAAUAAUAGCUAUCGACUGCUUUUUCGUUCUUUGCACUCAGCAUGCCUGUGCAUUGUUCAAGUGUAUAAAAUACAAUGUAGAAUGCAUAGGAGUUGCGGAUUUGGAAUCGCUCAAUCCAAAUGUCAAAGAUGAUGAAGCAUAUCAUGCCAUAAUCAAUAGUAUCAAAUUGUAUAAAUAUGCUUUAAAAUUUGCCGAUCUGCUCUCAACCACGUACGCAACAUCUUUUCUAUUUACGUUAGGAAACGUUGUUAUAAGCUUAAGCUUUGGCGCGGCUAAGAUGAUAAUGUUGAAGAGUAGCUUCGAUCAAAUCAUCAGAAUUAUGUCUACUAAUUUAGCGCAAGUGCUACAUAUAUACUAUUUGAGUUCAACGUCUCAACAAUUGAUCGAUCAUAGCAGCGAACUUCAAGAAGUAAUUUAUAGCUGCAAAUGGUACGAUAUUUCAUUGAGAUCCAGACAACUGUUGCAAUUCACAUUAUUGCGUACAACUAAACCGUGCCAAAUAGAAGCUGGUAAAAUGUUUACAAUGUCAAUGGAAAACUUUAGCUCGAUCUUGAAAAUGUCUCUAUCAUAUUUUACGAUGAUUAGAUCAUUACAAUAAAAAUUGUAAUAAUAAAUUUAUUACAGAAACGUAGACUGAGAACUUAAAUAUUAUGUAUAACACUUAAAUAUUAUGUAUAAUACAUUAUUUGCCUAACUAUUU